AUGUCUUCCCUCCUGCGCGGCGAGCGUCUCGACCUGCCUUCCUUCCACUCCCUGCACGGCGAGUUCCUGUCGCUGGUCGAGAACUCGUGCGUGCGGGUACGCCCGGCGUUGACGCACGACGGCAGGACGGUGAACUUCGCGCAGCUGCGUCUGCGAGCUGGCCGCAUCAGCUCCUUCCUGCGAGAGAUAGAGGACGACGAGAGGAUCCUGAAGGGCAGCGACAGUAGGCGACGCAACAUCGUCGCCGUGUGCAUGCAGCCAAGCGACGCCCUCGUCGCCGCCAUCUUGGGCGUGCUGGCGUCAGGCGCCGCCUACCUACCGCUGGACGCGAGCGCGCCGAGAGAGAGAUGCGCGUACGUGCUCGACGACGCGAGGCCGCUAUGCGUGCUCGUCGACGCAAAGACGACGUCCAUCCACGACGCCGUGCGCUGCUGCGCCGACGCCGUCGCCGUGUACAGGCCGGAGGACAUCGACCGAUGGCAGUCGGCGUCAGUGUGCAGCGGCUACGCGAGCAGCGAGUUCGCGCAGUGCGGCGAGGGAGACGUCGCCUGCGUGCUCUACACGUCCGGCAGCACGGGACGACCGAAGGGCGUGCGCCUGACGCACGGGAUGUCCGCUCGUCGUCGUGCCGCCGGACGUCGUGCGCAACCCGCAGCUGUUCGUCGGCUUGCUGCGCGAUCACGGCGUCACGCGCCUCACGCUUGUGCCCUCCCUGCUGCGCAUGAUCAUGCUGUACGUCGCGGCUCGCCGACGAGCAGACGACAGCUCGCGUCGCUGCGCUUCUGGGUCUGCAGCGGCGAGACGCUGCCGCCACGCCUUCUCGCCGAAUUCUUCCGCGUCUUCCCACGCGGUAAGACGCUCUGCAACUUCUACGGCAGCACGGAGGUGACCGGCGACGUCACCUGGCAGCGAUUCCGCGGCAUGCGUGACGUCACGGAGAACCUGCGCGACAACAGGGUGCCGAUUGGCCGGCCGAUAAACAACACCGACGUCGUCGUCGUCGGCGACGACCUGCGGCCCGUCGGCGGCGCGGAGAUCGGCGAGAUUUGCGUCAGCGGUCGCAACGUCGCCGCCGGCUACGUCACAGAGAUGGCGGGGCAGUUCGUCGACAAUCCGCUAGGUGGCGAGCGCGAGCACAGCGUCCUGUACAGGACGGGAGACUACGGACGCGUAAUAGACGGUACGCUCUACUACGAGGGCAGGCACGACGCGCAGGUGAAGAUACGCGGCCGGAGAGUCGACCUCACGGAGAUUGAGAGAGCCUUCUCUGAGAUUUCCGGCGUCUGCAACGCCGUCGUACUGGUUGACGCGACGUCUGCCGACGUGCUAGCUUUCUACACGGCGUCCGGUACCGCACCGCUGAGCACCGACGCCGUGCGGAGCACUCUGGCGACCAAGCUACCAGCGUUCAUGAUGCCGAGACUGCUACAUGUCACGCAUGUUCCGCUGCUGCACAACGGAAAGACGGAUCGGGAGGCACUGAUGCGGCAGUACCAACAGCAGCUUGUGCCGGAUGUCCGGCCAUCGAGCGCUCUCGACGCGUUCAGCGGAUCCACGGGGAACAGCGCGCAUGCCGACGCGGUGGUAAUUAUCGGCUCCGUACUCGGCCUGCAUGCCUCCGCAGCGGACAUCGCCGCUCGAAACUUCUUUGAUAUCGGCGGCAAUUCGAUCAACGCGAUCGUCUGCAUCGUGAAAUUACGAGAGGCGAACUUUUCUAUCGGCAUCGACGACUUUUUACGCGCACCCACCAUAGCGGACGUCGCUCAUCUAGUCACUAGACAGGCGGAUACCGCUUCGAUUGGGGGCGAUCUGCCAUCCAACAUCGAUAUCUGUUCGAAUCCGUGCUCUAAGUUCAAGAUCAUACGACUAAGUGAAGCGGAGCAACCGCGGCAGCUGAUCACGGUUCUUUCGGAGAGCUUCAGCACCAAGAAUCCCCUCGACAGAGCCGUCAACAAUAACCCGGAAACGCACGCCGCCCUACUGCGCAGCCUCUGGCAGGACAUCGUGCGAACGCAGCUCACCCUGGUGGCUAUUGACGCGCGCGAAUCGAUCGUCGGCGGCGUCAUCUGCUUCGAUCUGUUCGACGAGCCGACCCUGGAUGCACCACCGCUGCUCGCGCCCAUCUUUGACCUUCACGAGGUGCUAGAGGACAACUUCCGCAGGCGAAUGGCGGGAACGGGCACCCGCUGGCUGCACAACUCGCUCAUGGGCACUGACCUUGCUCUGUCCUAUCAGGAUAACGUCCUGCUCAUCAAGGCCAUGGAGGAGGCGGUGCUUUGUUUGGCUAGGAGCGAAGAAUUCACUGGCGUCUUUACCUGUAACAGCAACAAGCUCAACCAGGAUAUCUGUCAACACUUUCUCGGCUUUGACGAAAUCGGGAGCUAUCGAGUACAGGACUUCGUAUAUGAAGGUCGUCACGUCUUCUCGGAUGCCAAAGACGAUGACGUCAUACUUUCAAUGAUAAAAUAUGUCUGAGUCGCGAAUCGCUGGGGCUUAUAACGCGCACCUCUGUUUAAUGUCUAACAUAAUUAAUAGGUUAAGUAAUGUUAUAAUUAUUAAACUCAUUAAUUAUUGAACGUUUCGUGGUUCGCCAAAAAACGUUUACGGUUUAUGUCGAUCUAGGCCUACUUCCGAAUGCACGAUAUGGUGCGCCGCUGUUGGUUCCGAAACCAGAGUGAUACACGUGCCGGUCUUCUCUAUUGAACGUGAUUUCUAUUACGGAUGGUUUGUGGCCAUUGCUGGCCAAUAAUUUCAUCGGUAAUUUGGUGCCCUACCUUUUCGGAAUAUUCUGUUCGGAACACUAUGUAUCUGCAUGAGAACGGUGGUCCGUGCAUAGUUGGUCAUAUACGGUUAAAUGAUAUGUUGUUUGCGAUGUACGUAGUUAUGCCGACAGUCCUGCUACACGUACUUACUGUGUCCACAUGGGUGCCAAGUUUCCGGAUCCCCUUCAAGCAGAUUCAUCAAUGAUCGAUGUCUGAUCGAUCAUUUAAAAUGAUAUACGUAAAGCUGCGAAGUGAAUCUUAAUCGAAACGCUUAAUUAGCGCGUGGACAUUACAUCCCACAUUAAUUUUAUAGUUUGGGAUCUGCUGUUCUAGAUAUGUGAGUAGUGAAUGCUUAAUACUUCCGCUCCUCCCGACAGCGAGCGAUAGUACUAAUGGAUCCCCCCGGGCGUACUAGUCGCUGAGUACUCGCGUGUCACACGCUGUUGCCUUGCUUUUGAUUAGUCUAACGUAUGCCCGUGUACGCAAUUUAAUGCUGACAUGCUGGGUACGCGCGGCGGAUGUACGUACGCAGUCGGCCAUUAGCUAUCGGCUUCAAAAAGUAUUUCAGCAGAAAACGACAAUAUCCAGCAUGCAGAAGUUGCUCGGCGCUUGAGCACGGAAAGGUAAUUAGAAAGCUCGUGAAAGGCCAUUGAGCAGAGCGCCGAACCCCUAAUGGGUUCGCCAUGCAGCGACAGUAGUGCCCCGGCGGCAGAAAAUCGAUUGAUUUGUCCACAAUACGUAUCAGCUCAAUACCUUUUUGAGUAUAGCGAAGUAUUUGGAAAAUUCUCGUAAAAUCACCUGUACGUCAGCAUCCAGUGAUAUCUGCUGUAGAGAUAGCUCAACAGUGGUAUCUGCUGUAGAGACAGCUCAACAGGAACGCACACGGCAGCUGUCUCGUUCGCGAAAAUAGCUGCACAAUAAAACAGCGCCAUGUGAUUUAUUUGAAUGCUUUAUACCACUCUUCCAUUUCAGGCAACAUACACUGUUGUACAUGUUGUAUAUUAUUGUACUCGUCUAUUGCUAUAUUUCCCUGUUAUGUGCGCUACACUGAUGUAGCAGUGUGUGUAGCUAUGGAUGCGCCAGCGUGGGAGCUCCACGUGAUGCUGCCGAUGUGCGGCUGGCUACUUACGUUGUAAAACACCUAUCGCUAUAUGUAAUUGUUUUAUUACUUGUUCAAUGUUGUAUAUUAUGUUUUCUUUAUUAAAUUCUGUUAUUUGAAUGCCAAAGA
Molecule: messenger RNA, 3990 nt
Organism: Priapulus caudatus
Lineage: Eukaryota; Metazoa; Priapulida; Priapulimorpha; Priapulimorphida; Priapulidae
Product: tyrocidine synthase 2-like
Exons: 3
Coding region: 1-2475 (824 amino acids)
Biological process (GO): amino acid activation for nonribosomal peptide biosynthetic process; secondary metabolite biosynthetic process
Cellular component (GO): cytoplasm
Molecular function (GO): phosphopantetheine binding
Source: RefSeq, a predicted model, not a curated record